Molecule: messenger RNA, 1874 nt
Organism: Klebsormidium nitens
Lineage: Eukaryota; Viridiplantae; Streptophyta; Klebsormidiophyceae; Klebsormidiales; Klebsormidiaceae
Source: the annotation of a GenBank genome assembly
CUCGAAACCCUAACCCUAGUAGUCUCACUGCAGCAUUUUGAUCAGCUAGCUAGGGCCAGCUAGUGCGCUCUGGGACCCUUCGCCAUUGGCGGCUUGGGAGGAGGUGGGAAUUCUUUGUAAGCACUGCGUUGGAAGCUGUACAAACGACCAUUGGUGCUGCAAACCCUCUUCUAGGGGAAUCCAAAUGAAGCAGCAAAAACGUCCUUGAGAAUCCUCUUCGGUGCUCCUUUAGAAGGACGCAUCCCUCACGUUAAUUGCCCCGAUUGAACUCAACAUUGUUCGCUUCGAGCCUGUUGUGAAACCUCUGGGCAUCAAAGGGAUGACUCGGAAUCAAAACUGCAUCUGCGGGACAUUGAAAUAAGCGCCCAGCUUUUGUUGCAGUCAAUGGCAGGCUGUAGCACAUGCACCACUAGCUAUAAUUCUUCUUUCAAUAUUUACCAGGCUCAUCCAAGAGGCCUCCGAGAGACGUCCCAGUCCUGCUCUUUUGCUGCUUCCUCAGCCUCAUCUCAGAGCCUUCCUGAAGCAAUCUGGAGAACCAAUCACCCCAGCUUUAUCAAUCAGAUUCGUCCAUCUCACCCGCACUUUUGCAGCCGGAGGCCGCACCCUUUGCAGGACCGUCGUUCAAGAAAAGCAACUGUGAUUCUUGCAAGGAGUGGUGCAACGAUGGAUCAAACUGAAGUAAAAGUACAUCCCGCUCAAUCAGCUGUCAACUCUACAUUGCUGGGGGUUAAAAGCGUCCUGACAGCAAGUCAGAAGGCGCAGUUCGACAGAGAUGGCUUCAUCAUAGUGAGGAACCUUCUUGACCAGGAAGAAACGGACAUCCUCGUACGCACCGCCAAGUCCGACCCGGCGUUCAAACAGCACGCGCACGGAGUCGCUGACCCCGACGGAAAGAAAGUGAAGAUGGCGCUCUGGAACCACCCCUCGGACGACGUCUACGGGACCAUCUCACGGCUUCCGAAAGUCGUCGAUACUCUGGAGCACUUACUGGGGGACGAGGUGUACCACUACCAUUCGAAGAUGGUGAUUAAGGAGCCGUUCACUGGGGGUUCGUUUUGCUGGCACCAGGACUACGGGUACUGGUACCUCAACGGGUGUCUCUUCCCGGACAUGGGCUCGGUUAUGGUUGCAGUGGACCCCAACACGAAGGAGAACGGCUGUUUGCAGGUGCUGAAAGGGUCCCACCUGUUGGGCCGAGUCGAACACGGGCGGUACGGCGAACAAACGGGUGCGGACCCGGAGCGGUGUGAACAGGCCCAAAAAGCGCUUGAGCUGGUUUACUGUGAAAUGGCCCCAGGGGACGCGCUCUUCUUCCAUUGCAACACGUUGCACCGCUCCCAGGCGAACACGUCACCCCACCCUCGAUGGUCGCUUUUGUGUUGUUACAAUACCAAGCACAAUAACCCGUAUAAGGAGUCGCAUCACCCGUUUUACGAACCGUUGGUUAAAGCCCAAGAGGAUGCAGUGCGGAGGUAUGGGGUGCGGCAGGCGGAGGUUGGAAAGCGGUUUUGGCAUCCCUCGGAGGAUAAGACCGUAGGGGCCGAUUAGGCUCUGUCUGACUCUGUCGAUGUUUUCGCAACAAGGUGAUAGAUGUAAAGUAGCGACUACAAGGUUGAGCAUUAGCUUCUGAUAGUGGUUGCUCGAAUCGCUGGACCAUGCAAGCUAACGCGUUGCAUGAGGAGAGCACUAAGUAGCGAAUUGGUCAAGUCCACAUACAUGUAUUUAAGAUUCCAUCGUACAGUAGCUAAAGACGGCGACCAGACUUCGAGGACUGGUCGGACCGUCAUGGCUGUAGCUCUUCUUUGACCGCAUUCUCCUAACCGACCUGUUUGAUCAUGUUGGACCUGAACUUUCACAGUAUAGUCAAGGUACAC